Geodia barretti is the source of this 897-nucleotide messenger RNA. NCBI's taxonomy places the organism in Eukaryota, Metazoa, Porifera, Demospongiae, Tetractinellida, Geodiidae. The record is from the annotation of a GenBank genome assembly.
AUGGCGACCAAGCGUGUGGUAUACGUCGGCGGGUUAGCGGAGGAAGUAGAGGAGAAAAUACUGCAGGCCGCCUUCAUCCCUUUCGGUGAAAUAACGGACAUCUCCGUUCCUCUCGACUACACCACGAACAAACACCGCGGGUUUGCCUUCGUGGAGUUCGAGCUCGUUGAAGAUGCGGCCGCUGCCAUCGACAACAUGAACGAAUCGGAGCUGUGUGGAAGGACCAUUCGCGUGAACGUGGCUCGGCCCAAGAUGCUAAAGGAAGGUAGCUCUAAGCCUGUAUGGUCUGAGGACUCGUGGCUGCAAGAACACGCGGGGGAAACGCUCGAAGGAGGGAAAAAAGACACUGAGACAACGGAGGAUGGAGGAGAGGGGGAGGGGGAGUCGGCUGCCAAACGACCCAAGCGGAGUCCCAGAGUGUUCAUGGAUAUCAAGAUAGGCUCAGAGGCUGCCGGACGUGUAGUUAUCGAGCUUUUUUCAGAGGUAGUCCCGCGAACAGCAGAGAAUUUCAGAGCUCUCUGCACCGGGGAGAAGGGGUUUGGCUACAAGGGCUCACCGUUUCACCGCAUCAUCCCACAGUUUAUGUGCCAGGGAGGAGACUUCACCAAUCAGAACGGAACGGGGGGGAAAUCAAUUUACGGAGUAAAGUUUGAUGACGAGAAUUUCAGUCUGAAGCACACCGGCGCAGGAGUGCUGUCGAUGGCCAAUUCUGGGCCCAACACAAACAGUUCUCAGUUCUUUCUCUGCACAGCCAAGACAGAGUGGCUGGACAACAAGCACGUUGUGUUUGGUCACGUGGUGGAGGGCAUGGAGGUCAUCCGCAGCAUGGAUAAAGUUGGGACGCAGUCGGGGAAAACAAGUCGACCUGUCGUCAUUUCCGACUGUGGAGAACUCUAA